Molecule: messenger RNA, 556 nt
Organism: Elgaria multicarinata webbii
Lineage: Eukaryota; Metazoa; Chordata; Lepidosauria; Squamata; Anguidae
Gene: EXOC1L
Product: exocyst complex component 1 like
Exons: 3
Coding region: 1-519 (172 amino acids)
Source: RefSeq, a predicted model, not a curated record
AUGUCAUCACUGGUGAAGGAGGACCUCAACAAGAAGCUGUUCAAAACCCUUGGGCAAAGCUUGCAUGAGUUCAUUGAAGUUGAAUGUACAGGCCAGGAUCGCUUCUACCUCUGUGCCUCAGUGACAAAAGGUGAAGAAGUACAAAUAUCUAUGGUGAAACACUUUAGAAUAGGCCUUGAUGAGAACUACGAAAUAUCUGAAAAAUGGUUUCUUGAUGAUUUGGAGAUGAUUGAUGGAAAAGAGGCUGAUGCUGAUAAUCCAUGGUUUGAUAUGCAUUUCAAGAAAGUCUACAGUUGGGAAGCUUACAGCUGUGCAUCUAAAUAUGCCUUCGCACGAACACUAAAUAAGUUGAAUGAGAUGUACCUCCAGAAGGACUUGAAGAUUGUGAACUUUGAUUUCACUUACAUCAAUGAAGAGGCACUCUGGUCAUCCAGCAAUGGGGACUGUGUUGUACUUAUGAGGAUAUGCUUCUAUGCAUCCAACCUUUUGUGUCUGUCUCUGUGCCCUCUGCCAGGCUGACUGUUAUUAUUUUCUCCAGAUUUCGAUAAAAUUUAGA